Hyposmocoma kahamanoa is the source of this 1016-nucleotide messenger RNA. It is a transcript of the gene E(spl)mbeta, whose product is annotated as enhancer of split mbeta protein-like. Gene Ontology annotation, biological process: regulation of transcription by RNA polymerase II; anterior/posterior pattern specification; regulation of neurogenesis. Gene Ontology annotation, molecular function: DNA-binding transcription factor activity, RNA polymerase II-specific; RNA polymerase II cis-regulatory region sequence-specific DNA binding; protein dimerization activity. Bases 30 to 641 code for a protein of 203 amino acids. The transcript has a single exon. Lineage: Eukaryota; Metazoa; Arthropoda; Insecta; Lepidoptera; Cosmopterigidae. The record is from RefSeq and is a predicted model, not a curated record. Gene Ontology annotation, cellular component: nucleus.
GUUUACGCACAUUUACUCUCUACACACAAAUGACCGACAUGUCUUACGAGAUCGCGUACUCACUCGCAGACGACGGCCCGCAGCCGGUCUCGCGCACUUACCAGUAUCGUAAAGUGAUGAAGCCGAUGCUAGAGCGCAAAAGGCGCGCUCGCAUCAAUCGUUGCUUAGACGAACUCAAGGAACUAAUGGUCAACGCUCUACAAUCGGAAGGCGAGAACGUCGCUAAACUUGAGAAAGCUGACAUCCUAGAGUUGACCGUUCGCCACCUUCACAAACUUCGCCGCCAGAGGAGGCUGUCGCUGAACCCUACCGUGGACGCCGACCGCUUCAGAGCAGGAUUCACGCACGCCGCUAACGAGGUCUCACGCUGUCUUGCUUCAAUUCCCGGAGUAGACGUAAGGCUGGGAACGCAACUGAUGACCCACCUCGGCCACAAACUGAACGAUAUCCAGCGCGCGGCUGCCGGGGCUGACACUCCCCCAGCCAGCCCGCCCAGCCCCGCGCUCUCCACUGUGUCCUCAUCAUCAGGCUACGUGACUCCAUCACCGCCAGCUUCCCCGAUGCCAGUCCACACUCCAACCCCCUUGGACUGCAGCAGGACCACCCUAAGCAAGUCUCCGGCCGUGUGGCGACCGUGGUAAAUAGACCGCUGGAUCGGGCGGACCCGGCUUCACGGUCACAUCUGUUCCAGCACCGCUCGGAGUCGCACUCGCCUUGCAAUGUGUCCGCCCUCGUCCAACAACAGUUUAAAGUGUUACAAUUUGCUCACGUAAAAAAGAUUAGAAGAGUAUAGAUCUCACAAUUUAACUAGUGUAUGGUUUAAAAAAUCGUAGAUUGUAAGUAAACUUUAAAGCUUUAAAAACUUUAGUUUGUAAGUAUAUUGUGAUAUUAAAGAGUAAUAUUAUUGUAAAACUAAUAGAUGUUGUAUCGAACCAUGAGACCAAGAGUGGAUUCGAAUUGUUAUUUUUUAUCGUUGAAAAGAUUUCACUAAAUGUGAACAAAAUGCAAAAGAGUAA